CUGCUCUGGCUGCUUUCUUCUUGGAGAACACGAGCACCAACUCAACCAGCACAAAGAUGUCUUGCUACGAUGUGUGCCCACCAAAAACCGGCGUGGCCGUCCCCCAGCCCAUCGCUGAGAGCUGCAACGAGCUGUGCGCCCGCCAGUGCCCCGACUCCACAGCCUUCAUCCAGCCUCCGCCCGUGGUUGUCACCUUCCCCGGCCCCAUCCUCAGCUCCUUCCCCCAGCAAGCCGUGGUGGGCUCCUCCGGAGCACCCGCCUUUGGGGGCAACCUGGGGCUGGGGGGCCUCUACGGGGCCGGGGCCACGCUGGGCUCGGGGGGCCUCUGCACCCCUGCCAGACCCUAUGUUUCUCCCGCCUGCAGCCCUUGCGUCUUGCCGCGCUACAGCAAGAAGCUCUGGGACACCUGUGGGCCCUGCUAGACCCACACCCGGAGCCCUUAGAGACGCGAGGAUGCCUCUCUUGAAGCCCACACGGACAACCUGCCUGCCUCGGCCUGCUGUGCCUUUCCCCAGUGGGCGCUUUCCUGCAC
Molecule: messenger RNA, 532 nt
Organism: Cuculus canorus (common cuckoo)
Lineage: Eukaryota; Metazoa; Chordata; Aves; Cuculiformes; Cuculidae
Product: scale keratin-like
Exons: 2
Coding region: 57-422 (121 amino acids)
Cellular component (GO): intermediate filament
Molecular function (GO): structural constituent of cytoskeleton
Source: RefSeq, a predicted model, not a curated record